UAGAUUUAGCUGUGAAUCUGCAGUAGAAGGAAUGAAGGCACAAAGCGGAGGUGGGUGACGCACAGCUUCCUCUUUCUGUGUUUCUGCUCCGCGACAGCUUCAGCAUGCCACCCAAGGAUAGCAAGCAGAAGAAGGAUACGUCCAAGGCCAAAAAGGACAAGGACCCAGUCAACAAGUCUGGAGGCAAGGCAAAAAAGAAGAAGUGGUCCAAAGGAAAAGUGAGGGAUAAGUUGAACAACUUGGUCCUCUUCGACAAGGCUACCUAUGACAAGCUGUACAAAGAAGUCCCAAAUUACAAGCUUAUUACACCUGCUGUGGUGUCUGAAAGGCUGAAGAUCAGAGGCUCCCUGGCCAGGGCCGCCCUCGUUGAGCUGCUCAGCAAAGGUAUGAUCAAGCUGGUGUCGAAACACAGGGCUCAGGUGAUCUACACACGUAACACCAAGGGCACUGAUGAGGGAGCACCAGAGAAGGACUCUUAAAGGAUGUUCUCUGGCUCAUCAAUGUGUUUUGUAUAGUUCAAUAAACUACAAAAAAUAAA
Trichomycterus rosablanca is the source of this 538-nucleotide messenger RNA. It is a transcript of the gene rps25, whose product is annotated as ribosomal protein S25. Gene Ontology annotation, molecular function: structural constituent of ribosome. Gene Ontology annotation, cellular component: cytosolic small ribosomal subunit. NCBI's taxonomy places the organism in Eukaryota, Metazoa, Chordata, Actinopteri, Siluriformes, Trichomycteridae. The transcript is spliced from 5 exons. The record is from RefSeq and is a predicted model, not a curated record. Bases 105 to 479 code for a protein of 124 amino acids.